Messenger RNA from Neurospora tetraspora, 681 nucleotides. RefSeq names its product UBA-like protein. NCBI's taxonomy places the organism in Eukaryota, Fungi, Ascomycota, Sordariomycetes, Sordariales, Sordariaceae. The coding region runs from base 165 to 548 and encodes 127 amino acids. The record is from RefSeq and is a predicted model, not a curated record. Gene Ontology annotation, molecular function: protein binding. The transcript is spliced from 2 exons.
UCUGUUUUACCUGUGUUUGUGAUUUAUGUCAAGAGGACGUGGAAGUUUCAAUAGAGGCUAAACUAACCUAACCUCCAUGUUCACAGGGCGCCAUCUGCCUCGAUAUUCUCGGAACGGCAUGGUCUCCAGUCGGUACAAUUAAGACAGCGCUGCUUGCCGUACGAAUGCUUCUCGAAUCGCCGAACCCGAAGGAUCCCCAGGACGCCCAGGUGGCCAAGAUGUUGAUCGAGAACCCCAAGCUGUUCGCCCGAACGGCGCACGACUGGGCCGUCAAGUAUGCGGGCGCGCCCAGGGUGGACGCGAUUCCUCUCAAGUAUGACGAGACCUCAAAGGAGGGUUCGAGGAACGAUGCCAGCAGGGCAAACCAACACAGAUAUGCUGGCUAUAAUAAGGACCUGGUGGAUCGUUUUGUCAACAUGGGAUUCGACGUAGAAAAAGUGGUCGAUGCUUUUAUCUUCGUGGGUAUUGACCGGAACGGAGGCGCCGACUACGAACUCGAGGAAGCAUACAUGGGCGACAUCACCGCGCGGCUCCUCGGCGAGCAGUAACGAUUAUUUUAGAGAGUGAGGGAUGGGCAUUGAGAGCAACAACCGCGGUGCUGUUUGGCGAUGCGGAGGUGGGAUUACAUAUCAGCACUCUGAAAACCGGAAGGAUUUAGACUUUCGAUAGCGAACGGCGAAA